This is a messenger RNA of Mycena citricolor, 443 nucleotides long. Lineage: Eukaryota; Fungi; Basidiomycota; Agaricomycetes; Agaricales; Mycenaceae. The record is from the annotation of a GenBank genome assembly.
CCGUCGCGAAGCCACGCAACAAGACGAUGCGCUGCAAUGUGUCUGGUCGCGUGGCUCUCUGAGACCCGUUCUCUAGGCAAUCUCUCUGCGGAUGCGGCGAGCGAGCCAGCGGCCGCCGUCGUUGUCGUAGUCUUCUUUCCUUCCCCUGACGUGCUGCGCUAUUCUUGGCCCCGGACUUUCCUCGAUGUUUAUGGUCGCGGUCAAAUGAGCGGUAUUCAGCCGUGUAAUUCACCGUAGCAAGGAUGACUUCCUGAAUGAAGCGCGUAAUCGCUGACAACCAGCACAGCACGGUAGAUAGGCCCCGGGAACCAAACCCUGCUCGUCCGUCGUCCGACAAGAACCUUGUCGUCGGAGUUCUACCCGACGAGCGAAGCCCGAGGAAACCUGAUUCCGAACUUCCGGUGAAUCUCUCCAACUCGUACACCGAGAUUAGCUUUUCCGAU